AUGAAAAUGGCGGCUCUGUGUUGUGACUUCGGGGACUUGGUCCAAAUAAAAAAACAGCUAAUAUCUGUCAUAUCGCUGUGUAAAGAAAGAGGACUUUUACAUAGCGCCAAAUGGGCUUCUGAAUUGGCGUUUGCUUUGGGACCCCUUCCCAAAGAUGAUUUACCCCCAGCAGCCGCCUUCACGGAGGAAGAUGCUCAAGACCUGGAUGUACUGACGCUGGCCAAAUCGUAUUUUGACCUGAAGGAGUACGACCGUGCUGCCUACUUUCUGAAAGGCUGCUGCAGUCAGAAGGCUUAUUUCCUCUAUAUGUAUUCACGUUAUCUGUCAGGAGAGAAAAAGAAAGAUGACGAGACGGUAGACAGCUUGGGUCCUCUGGAAAAAGGUCAAGUGCGCAAUGAAGCUUUACGAGAACUAAGAGUUGAGCUCAGUAAGAAGCACUCUGCAGGAGAGCUGGACAGCUUCACACUCUAUCUGUAUGGGGUGGUUCUACGAAAGCUUGAUCUGCUGAAAGAGGCGGUGAAAGUGUUUGUUGAGGCGAUUCAUGCACUUCCUCUUCACUGGGGAGCAUGGCUGGAGCUCAGUAACCUUGUCACAAAUAUAGAAAUGCUGAAGUCUCUGUCUCUGCCGGACUGCUGGAUUAAAGACUUCUUCAUGGCCCACAUGUACACGGAGCUGCAGAUGAUCACAGAGGCGUUGCAGAAAUACCAGAACCUCAUCGACGCGGGCUUUUCCAAGAGCACAUACAUCAUCUCGCAGGUUGCUGUGGCCUACCAUAACUUCAGAGAUAUUGACCAAGCUUUGACGCUGUUCAAUGAGCUGAGGGAGCAGGAUCCAUAUCGCAUCGACAACAUGGACACGUUUUCUAACCUGCUUUAUGUCAGAAGUAUGAAACCAGAACUGAGUUACCUGGCCCACAACCUGGUGGAGAUUGACAAGUACAGAGUGGAGACGUGCUGUGUUAUUGGUAACUACUACAGCUUACGCUCUCAGCAUGAGAAAGCAGCCCUCUACUUCCAGCGGGCCCUGAAACUGAACCCUCGCUGUCUGGGAGCCUGGACCCUCAUGGGCCACGAGUACAUGGAAAUGAAGAACACUUCAGCUGCCAUUCAGGCCUACAGGCAUGCCAUUGAAGUGAACAAGCGGGACUAUCGGGCCUGGUAUGGCCUGGGUCAGACGUACGAGAUCCUCAAGAUGCCCUUUUACUGUUUAUACUAUUAUAGAAAGGCUCACCAGCUAAGGCCCAAUGAUUCACGCAUGUUGGUUGCGCUGGGAGAAAGCUAUGAAAAACUAUCGCAGCAAGUGGAAGCCAAGAAGUGUUACUGGAGGGCGUACUCUGUGGGGGAUGUAGAAAAGAUGGCUCUACUCAAAUUAGCAAAGCUCCACGAGCAGCUGAACGAGUCGGACGAUGCUGCGCAGUGUUACAUGCUUUAUAUCCAAGACAUUUUCUCGUGCGGGGAGCAACUGGAGCACGCUGAGGUGAGCACAGCCCUGCGGUACCUGGGGCAGUACUAUUUCAAGAGCAAGCUCUACGACGAGGCGUCCAUUUGCGCCCAGCGCUGUUGUGACUACAACGAUGCUCGAGAAGAGGGGAAGGCUCUGCUGAGGCAGAUCUCACAGGUCAGAGAUCAGGUGGAGACUCCGUCUGCAGAUCUGUUUGCACCGCUCUCAAACAACAACACGCCCGUCAGGAGGGUGUCCCCUCUGAACCUGAUCUCCUUCACUCCGUGACGCCCACUGGUCUGCAGAUGGACUUUUUGGGAACUCUCAUGUAGACUAUCUGACUUUGGACGAAAACAUUC
This is a messenger RNA of Nematolebias whitei (Rio pearlfish), 1799 nucleotides long. RefSeq names its product CDC23 (cell division cycle 23, yeast, homolog) (gene cdc23). Gene Ontology annotation, cellular component: anaphase-promoting complex. The coding region runs from base 1 to 1728 and encodes 575 amino acids. The record is from RefSeq and is a predicted model, not a curated record. The transcript has 16 exons. Gene Ontology annotation, biological process: cell division. Lineage: Eukaryota; Metazoa; Chordata; Actinopteri; Cyprinodontiformes; Rivulidae. Gene Ontology annotation, molecular function: protein binding.